AACUAUAUGCUUACCUGUAGGCCUUAUAAAUGUAUUAGAUAUAUGCUUUCGGGGUGAAUGUAUCGUAUUUGAUAUUACAAUACAUAAAACACGGAAUAAAAGUAUAAUAUACUAUACCAUGUUCCUUAACAGGUAUAGAACAGACUAGUAAUUUCGGCGCUUAAUAAUUUGUGGAAUCGCUCCAAUGGGAAAUCGAAAUCGGAAAUUAAAAUUUAAUUUGCGUCUAACGAAUAGUCAAGCUAACCAAUAAAUAUGAUUAGCUAAAUCCCACUAUGUGUGCUUAGUAGUAAGGUUGUAAACCGCAGGUUUAUAUACAAAUGAUGAGACGUCAGGUAAACAGAAAGUGUUACAGCAUAAUACUGGAGCUGCCAGUGUAACCUUUUGAUAUCACUUCGCCUUUCCUAAGUUUUUCUUGCUUGUAAAUAAUGUAUGCGACACCAUUACUCCAGACGGGCGUCAAUGCGAAUAGGUAUUAGGUGUUAUUGGAGAGGAGAUUAACGCCAAUAGCGGUUUUCCGAAAUUGCGACAAGGCAUAUAAUAAAAUGAAGACUGGGAAACAUUUGAGUAAAAAAACUAGGCGCUUGUAGUUCAUAAAACAGGGCGUUGCAGUCGUUAAAGGCGACUGUUUCAUUGAUUUUGUCUUAUAGGUCAAGGAGUACUACAGAGAAUGCUGAACUGGAUCGGGUUUGUGGUUGUGACGAGCAUAGCUCCUGUUGUAACAGCUUGCUUUAUUGGAACAAGUGACCAGUGUUCAUGUGACAUUAACCGUUUAGAAAUCCGCUGCUCCGGACUGGAAAAUACGCUUGACGAGGUCAUGCUAAGCUUGGCGGCCGAGACACGAUAUAUUGUUCUGAGAAAAAACUGGGUGUUGGACGAAACCACCCUCCGCGCCGAACAUAUCGUAGGCCUCAGGAAACUGGUCGGAUUUGACAUUUCGCACAACCGAAUUGAUAAAAUCGAACCCGACACGUUCAGUAAUCUAAGAAUGUUAGAAGAUGUCGAUAUAAGCAGAAACAAAAUUCGUGUUUUGGAAAAUAAUGUCUUUUCUGGAUCCCUCCCAAGUUUAAGAAAUAUAAAUCUUUCUGGCAACAAAAUAAUUAUAAUUUUGGACGGAACAUUCAACGCUGCAUCUAAUCUUGAGAGCUUGGAUCUUACCGAGAACCCAGUUGUUUUCCUUGGUGCAAGAUCAUUUGAAGGUCUUGUAAAUCUUCAAUAUCUCACAAUGUCCGGGUUUCAAGUGACAGAGUUUCCCAGCAAACCAUUGAGCAGUUUAGUUAAUCUGCGUCGACUAGAACUUCGCAAUUUUCCAGCAAUUACUGGAAUACCCGAUGCUGCGUUUAGCGAAAACUCACGUCUGACGUCACUUACCAUUUCGGAUGUUCCAAACAUUUCCGAACUCGGCUGGGGGUCGAAUUGUCUACGGAAUUUAUCAAAACUACGUCACCUUACGCUUCGAACUUGUAACCUACCGGUGAUUUCAGCAGUUUCAUUUGAAAAUCUAAAACAACUUAAACAACUCGACAUUUCCAACAAUCCAAUAGGGAUUAUAAAAUCCAAUGACUUAUCAGCACUCUUAAACUUGGAGGAACUCUUCUUGGUAAGCACUGCCCUAAACGAAGUACAGGCUGGAGCUUUUACUCGAAUGGUAAAACUCAAGCAUCUCAAUGUGGCAAAUAACAGGAUGACAACCAUCGACAGAGGCGCUUUUCCAGAUGACAUUUCAUCUAUGCGUAAACUUACAAUUACAAACAAUUUGUGGAGCUGUGAUUGCGGGAUACUAUGGAUCGUGACGUCAUCUAUCACGAUCGAAAAUAACGGAGUGACAUGUACUUCCCCGCCGAUUUAUCAAGGAUCAAACUUAACAGAGGUGGUGGCGCGUCUAACACGCUACGAACGUUGUUACAUCUGCACUAUAAAAGAUUUCCCUUCGCCCAAUUACACCCAGGUGGACGUUGGUGGCACAGUCGAUCUGCCAUGUUACGCUACGGGGACUCCCCUUCCAACAGUUACGUGGUAUGCACCUUCAGGGCUCGUAAUUUCUUCUGCGUUCACGUCCACCCCUCGAAUAUUACGUCACAAUCUCAUUGGAAAACACCUCUUCAUCCGUGACGUAACUAUAGCUGAUGCUGGUGUUUACAAGUGUGUAGCAGCUAACGGAGUUGGUGUCGAUCAAAAGACUUUAAAGCUUCAAGUUCGAGUUAUUGAUGGAAGAAUUAUUGAAAAGCCGACACAGUUUACAAUGAGUGGCAACAUAACAGCGUUACGAAACGAAAUCGUCACCAAACAAUCGAAUGUUUCAGCCUGCCCGUCUCAGUCACCAGUAAUCAUGACUGUAUUGAUUGGCGCGUUAAGCGCAAUGUCAGCAAUUGGUUUACUUCUUAGCUUCUUGCUGGGUGUGUGGGGUUACAGCAACGAAAAAAAAUUUAAGCAGCUGAAGAAAAAGUUAAGAGAGGCGAACACAAGCCAAAAACGUAAAUACAACUCCGAGCAGACGAGACCGCAGUCACCUUUAGCAGCUUCAAACGGUACUGGAGCUAUUGGUCCUGUCCUGAAUCAAAAUUCAGGUUAUGGAUGUCCGAGAAAUUUACCGACAAUGAGCAACUACCGAACAGCACCAUCAAUAUUGCCUGAGAAACCAAGGCAUGCCACUAUGAUAGGUGACCGCAAAGUGGAUUUCCGGAAUUCUAUUAGCUCUGGAUACGGAUCUUUUGGUAAUGGCACGACGCCAACUAAACCUGCAGCAAGCAACACCGGUUCUGUCGUCAGGGGAAUGUCUUAGGGCAUCCAUUUCAAUAAAACGUACCAGCGGGUUGAAAUUGGUGGCCUGACCAAAACGCGAAAAUAGGGGAUUAGAAGAUAAUCAUCUCAAUCCUUAUCACGUUUCAAAUGAAAGUGCUAGAAUAUAAUGAGAGUAUACGAACAAUGGAAAAAAGCUGGACCUACCUUGUUUUCAUUACGGUCUAGCUAGACUCUAGACAAAAAUCACGAAUCGGCUGCUUGAAGAUAAGUUUAUCGACCC
Messenger RNA from Ciona intestinalis (vase tunicate), 3019 nucleotides. NCBI's taxonomy places the organism in Eukaryota, Metazoa, Chordata, Ascidiacea, Phlebobranchia, Cionidae. The record is from RefSeq and is a predicted model, not a curated record.